ACAAGGACAGACAUAUGUAUUAAGUCGAUUACAUCGACCCCAAUGCGCAACUGGUACUUAAUUUAUCGACCCCGAGAGGAUGAAAGGCUAAGUCGACCUCGGCGGAAUUUGAACCCAGGACGUAGCGGUAGACUACGCACUUAAAAAUAGAAAUGUACAAUACCCGACAAGGUUGGGACUGAAAAACGGCCCGAAUUACUUGAGUUUACGGUUUUCUGGAGACAGAUUAGCUAUAUAUACUUAGCUAUAUACUCCAUGUGUCCUUAUCACUCCACUUAUACAAAUUAGCCAAUUAAAAACAGGACAACAGGGACUGUACUAAAGACAGGUUACAGUAUAUUGCCCAGCACAGUCGGAUUUCUGGGAGCCGAGUAAGAGGUCCGCUGCCGUAUACAGAGGUGGAUAUUUUAAUGAGGGGAACCGACUCCGUGUUUACACCUGAGAGAGAUUACCAUAAGACAUUGGAAUUUACACAAUCCUGUUUGGAAGAAUAACUGUGAAAUAUUGUUAAUCCUUUAAUAGAAAUGUCAAGAAUGUGUACAAGAUAAUCUUACAUUCUAAUCAGACUUUCAUGGCACAAGAAAUACUUCCUAGUAUUAGCUUCCGGUCAAAGCUGGUGGAACUAUGGCCAAAGAAAGGCUUUGUACAGAAUGAAGAAUAAAUUCAAAAGGAAGAACAACACUCAAUGCAGUGAUAGGUGUGUGCUUAAGGAGCUCACAUUGCAAGCAUGUGGUUUGGGGGUUCAGUGCCACUGUGCUGCUCCUUGUCCAAGUCUCUUCUACAAUAGCCCCAGGUUCACAAUGACUUCUGAUGAAGUUUUACAGAAGGAAACUGUGUGGAAGUCCAUCAUAUAGAUAUUUAUGUUUGAGAUUCUUUAUGUCUGGCAAAAGAGAUCAACAGACUGAAUAAACAAACUUGAAAAAAAAAUGAGUAAUGAAGCCAAUAAUUUUGAUUAAAACCUUACAAAGCAGUGCCCCAGCAUGGCCACACACUAGUAAUUGAAACAAGUUGAAGAUAAAGGGAAAGAGACUGUGGUGAGAGAAGGAAUGUUAUAGAAAAUAUAUUGUGUGAGGUCAAUGUUAAUGAAAAAAACACCAUCAGGAAUGAGUGAUUUGACUGGUGAGAUGUCCAAAGAUACAGAAAAUACAUCACACCAGUGUGAUAUCUGUGGAAAGUCCUUCUCUCGAAAAGGUAACCUCACAGUUCACAAACGUAUUCAUACAGGAGAGAAGCCACAUCACUGUAUUAUAUGUGGUAAAUCAUUCACGCAAAGAGGCAGCUUGGCUGCACACAAGUGCAGUCAUACGGGAGAGAAACCAUAUCAUUGUGAUAUCUGUGGUAAAUCAUUCUCCGCAGGAACUGACCUAACCAGACACAAAUUCAUUCAUACUGGAGGGAAAUCAUAUCCCUGCGAUAUCUGCAGCAAAUCAUACUCUCAAAAUGCCAGCUUAAUUGCACACAAACGUGUUCAUACAGGAGAGAAACCAUAUGACUGUGAUAUCUGUGGUAAAUCAUUCACUCAAAACAGUACAUUAACUACACACAGGCGCAUUCAUACGGGAGAGAAACCACAUCACUGUAUUAUAUGUGGUAAAUCAUUCUCUGAAAGAGGCAGCUUAGCUACACACAAACGCAUUCAUACAGGAGAGAAACCGUAUCACUGUGAUAUCUGUGGUAAAUCAUACUCUCAGAUUGGUCACUUAUUUGCACACAAACGCAUUCACACAGGUGAGAAACCAUAUGACUGUGAUAUCUGUGGGAGAUCAUUUGCUCAAAAGUAUCAAUUAACUACACACACACUCAUUCAUACAAGAGAAAAACCAUAUCACUGUGAUAUCUGUGGUAAAUCAUUCUCUCAAAGAAGUACCCUAACCACACACAAACACAUUCAUACAGGAGAAAAACCACAUCAUUGUGAAAUCUGUGGUAAAUCAUUCUCUCAAGUAGUUCAAUUAACAAGACAUAAAGUUUCUCAUACAGGUGAGAUGUGAUACCUGUGUAAUAUCUCUGCUCAAUCAUUUUCUCAGAAAGUUUGUGUCAUCACACAUCAACACAUUCAUACAGGAGAAGCCAUUGGGAUCGGGUCGGUCGGGACCCCCUUCAGUCAUGACACUGACCAUGGGAUUGCAACUAGAAGGUUACCCUCCUAGUCACAAGUCCGGGCAAGGUUGUUUA
This is a messenger RNA of Octopus sinensis (East Asian common octopus), 2175 nucleotides long. Its product is annotated as zinc finger protein 98-like. The record is from RefSeq and is a predicted model, not a curated record. The transcript is spliced from 3 exons. NCBI's taxonomy places the organism in Eukaryota, Metazoa, Mollusca, Cephalopoda, Octopoda, Octopodidae. The coding region runs from base 1077 to 1991 and encodes 304 amino acids.